This is a messenger RNA of Callithrix jacchus (white-tufted-ear marmoset), 7725 nucleotides long. The record is from RefSeq and is a predicted model, not a curated record. Lineage: Eukaryota; Metazoa; Chordata; Mammalia; Primates; Cebidae.
UAAAGGCGGGAGAUCUGUAAAUUCUGGGAUCAACGAGCACCAGCCCAACCCCCUCACGGGACACCAGUUUCUCCGCGCGUGCGAAGGGUUUCGGCCACAAGAUCUCCCGGCCUCCGGAGUUCCAAUAGCUCGCCAGACCCCUCCCUCACAUCGUUCCUCCCAAGGAAACGUGACCCGUGCCGGCCGCCGUUGCCGCCCAAACCUACUCGUUCGCCGCCUCGCAGCGCACCGUCCUCUCGGCCCUCGCGCCGCUACCCAGGCUCAGGGGGCGGGGCUAGCGAUGCGACCAAGUGCGCUUGCGCGCACCGCCCCAGCUGGGCUUAAAGAGCAGGGCGGGGACAGAGAUCUGUACCUGCGGCACCGAGACGCGGCCAGAGAGGGGCAGUCGAUGAGAGGGCUGCCUUGGCAUUAGGAGUGCGUCGGCUGCACCUUGACGGACGGAACUUGGGAAGGAGGGGAGGGGACCAUCGGGGUCGGCGGGGAGCUACGGGUUCCCCUCUUCCAAGAUGGGUGCCAAAUGACGAAUAUCAGGUGUCUAUGGUGAGAUUUGGGAAGGACCCCAGACCUUAACAGCCCUUUGGUCGAAUCCCCUCACACUGUGGCAGCUGGCACACUAAGCAUUUGGAACAGAAGCAGAUUGGUCGGAGGACUUCCCGUGUGAGCCCGGUCUGGCCUCUGCCUGGAACUUUAUUGUUCCAUGCAUCUGGCAUCUCAGGUUCUCGGAUCCUUUCGUUCUUGAUUCUAAAAUCCUGUGGCAUCACGGAGCCCUGAAUGGGGUGAUGGACAGGAAAGCCUGGAAGUGCCCUGACACAUUCCGAAGACUGCAUCAGGCAGACUGACUGCCAAUGCCCUGAACCCCUGUCGAGGGUGGGCUACGGCAAAAUUCACCUAUGGUGGUAGAAGUGGCAGAGUGGUCUUCUGAGGGAGGAUAAUGAGUGGAGGCACAGAGAAGUCUCCGAGAGGCAGGAAACGCUCUAUACACUGAGUACAGCUCAGGGUACACAGGUGUGUGUGCUUUGCAGGUGCUGGAGAGGGAUGUGUAUCUCUUUGUCUCGCUCUCCUUCUCAUUUUGAUCUGUUCUUGCCCAUUGCUCAUCUGUGAGACUUGGCCAAUGCUUUCUUUUCUCUGGGCCUCAGUUUCCCUGGAUUUAUCAAGAGGGUUGGACUAGAUGGUCCAAUCUCAGUGGGCAUUAUGUGGUUUCCCCUCUGAGUGUCCUUGCUGUCUGUAUCUGGAGGUGUGGGUAUUUUUCUGGGUGUGUCAGACUCUCUGUGACUCGGUUUCUCCCCAUGAGCUCCUCAGUCUCCUGAACCUCUCACUGCCUGUCCCUGUCCCCAUCAGUCUCUGCACCCAGCCUCCCUGUAUCUCAGUGGAGUGUCUCUCUUUGCCUUUGUGAUCCCCUGACAAUGGGAGGUAAAAAUAGCCCAGGGGCCGCGCUGGUGGAGAUAAAAGGGAAUUUGCCUUUUGUGUCCUGUGGCCAGGCUGGGGGGGUUGUGACACGUGGAGAUUGCUGACAUAGCUCUCCUCCUCUGACCUUGACGGUGGCAAUAAAAGGGGUAGCACAGCUUCCUGCCCUCAUCGUGGUGCUGAGUGCCUGCUGCCUUGGGCCACUUCGAACCUCCAAGGUUUCCAGCUCUUCCUUCUUCACCCCAGUGCCACUGCCAUGAUGGAUGUGAGUGAACUUGGGGAGUCUGCCCGCUACCUCCGCCAGGGCUACCAGGAGAUGAUGAAGGUGCACACUAUCCCAUGGGAUGGGAAGAAGAGAGUCUGGGUGCCUGAUGAACAGGACGCCUAUGUGGAGGCUGAGGUCAAGUCGGAGGCUACCGGGGGAAGAGUCACCGUGGAGACCAAAGACCAGAAGGUGCUGACAGUACGCGAAGCCGAGCUGCAGCCCAUGAACCCACCCCGCUUCGACUUACUGGAGGACUUGGCCAUGAUGACGCACCUGAACGAGGCCUCUGUGCUACACAACCUGCGCCAGCGCUAUGCCCGCUGGAUGAUCUAUACCUACUCAGGCCUCUUCUGUGUCACCAUCAACCCCUACAAAUGGCUCCCAGUCUACACAGCCUCCGUGGUGGCCGCUUACAAGGGAAAGCGCCGCUCGGAGGCCCCACCGCAUAUAUAUUCCGUGGCCGACAAUGCCUACAACGACAUGUUGCGCAACCGAGACAACCAGUCCAUGCUGAUCACCGGAGAGUCGGGGGCCGGUAAGACGGUUAACACCAAGCGGGUCAUUCAGUACUUUGCCAUCGUCGCUGCCCUGGGAGACGGGCCGGGCAAGAAGGCCCAAUUUCUGGCAACAAAGACUGGGGGCACCCUUGAGGAUCAAAUCAUCGAGGCCAACCCUGCCAUGGAGGCCUUUGGCAACGCCAAGACCCUGAGGAAUGAUAACUCCUCCCGUUUUGGCAAGUUCAUCCGCAUUCACUUUGGUCCCUCUGGGAAGCUGGCAUCCGCGGAUAUUGACAGCUAUCUCCUAGAGAAGUCUCGGGUGAUCUUCCAGUUGCCCGGUGAACGUGGCUACCACGUCUACUACCAAAUCCUCUCAGGGAAGAAGCCAGAGCUGCAGGACAUGUUGCUUCUGUCUAUGAACCCCUACGACUACCACUUCUGCAGCCAGGGCGUCAUCACCGUGGACAAUAUGAACGACGGGGAGGAGCUCAUUGCCACCGACCAUGCCAUGGACAUUCUGGGCUUCAGCAUGGAUGAGAAGUGUGCCUGCUAUAAGAUCGUGGGUGCCCUCCUGCACUUUGGCAACAUGAAGUUCAAGCAGAAGCAGCGGGAGGAGCAGGCGGAGGCGGACGGCACUGAGAGUGCGGACAAGGCUGCCUACCUGAUGGGGGUCAGCAGCGGGGACCUCCUCAAAGGCCUUUUGCACCCCCGGGUACGUGUGGGGAAUGAGUACGUGACCAAGGGCCAGAGUGUGGAGCAGGUGGUGUUUGCAGUGGGGGCAUUGGCCAAGGCCACCUAUGACCGGCUGUUCAGGUGGCUGGUGUCUCGGAUCAACCAGACCCUGGACACAAAGCUGCCCCGGCAGUUCUUCAUUGGGGUGCUGGAUAUCGCUGGGUUUGAGAUCUUUGAGUUCAACAGCUUCGAACAGCUGUGCAUCAACUUCACCAACGAGAAGCUGCAGCAGUUCUUCAACCAGCACAUGUUUGUGCUGGAGCAGGAGGAGUACAAGCGGGAGGGCAUCGACUGGGUCUUCAUCGACUUCGGCCUCGACCUGCAGCCCUGCAUUGACCUCAUUGAGAAGCCACUGGGCAUCCUGUCUAUCCUGGAGGAGGAAUGCAUGUUCCCCAAAGCCUCGGACGCCAGCUUCCGCGCCAAGCUCUACGACAACCACGCGGGGAAGUCACCCAAUUUCCAGCAGCCUCGGCCUGACAAGAAGCGCAAGUACCAGGCCCACUUCGAAGUGGUCCACUACGCGGGCGUGGUGCCUUACAGCAUUGUGGGCUGGCUGGAGAAAAACAAGGAUCCCUUGAAUGAGACAGUGGUCCCCAUCUUUCAGAAGUCACAGAAUAGGCUCCUGGCUACUCUGUAUGAGAACUAUGCUGGCUCCUGCUCCACCGAGCCCCCCAAGUCUGGGGUGAAAGAGAAGCGUAAGAAGGCAGCAUCAUUCCAGACGGUGUCCCAGCUGCACAAGGAGAACCUCAACAAGUUGAUGACCAACCUGCGGGCCACACAGCCCCACUUCGUCCGCUGCAUUGUCCCCAACGAGAACAAGACCCCAGGGGUCAUGGAUGCCUUCUUGGUGCUACACCAGCUGCGCUGCAAUGGGGUCCUGGAGGGAAUCCGGAUCUGCCGCCAAGGCUUCCCCAACAGGCUGCUCUACACUGACUUCCGGCAGCGGUACCGCAUCCUGAACCCCAGUGCCAUCCCAGAUGACACCUUCAUGGAUAGCAGGAAGGCCACAGAGAAGCUGCUGGGCUCGCUGGACUUGGACCACACCCAGUACCAGUUAGGCCACACCAAGGUGUUCUUCAAGGCUGGGCUUCUAGGUGUUCUGGAAGAGCUCCGUGACCAGCGUCUGGCCAAGGUGCUGACACUGCUGCAGGCGCGAAGCCGAGGCCGCCUCAUGCGCCUUGAGUACCAGCACCUGCUGGGAGGCAGGGACGCGCUGUUCACCAUCCAGUGGAACAUCCGUGCCUUCAAUGCCGUCAAGAACUGGUCAUGGAUGAAGCUCUUUUUCAAGAUGAAGCCGCUGCUGCGCUCAGCACAGGCGGAGGAGGAGCUGGCUGCCCUGCGGGCGGAGCUGCGGGGUUUGCGAGGGGCACUGGCUGCGGCCGAAGCCAAGCGCCAGGAGCUGGAGGAGACGCAUGUCAGCGUCACCCAGGAGAAGAACGACCUGGCCCUGCAGCUGCAGGCUGAACAGGAUAACCUGGCAGAUGCUGAGGAGCGCUGCCACCUGCUGAUCAAGUCCAAGGUGCAGCUGGAGGGGAAAGUGAAGGAGCUGAGUGAGCGGCUGGAGGAUGAGGAGGAGGUGAAUGCCGACCUGGCCGCCCGCCGGCGCAAGCUGGAGGAUGAGUGCACGGAGCUCAAGAAGGACAUUGAUGACCUGGAGCUGACGCUGGCCAAAGCUGAGAAGGAGAAACAAGCCACCGAGAACAAGGUGAAGAACCUGACGGAAGAGAUGGCUGCACUGGACGAGUCAGUGGCCCGGCUGACCAAGGAGAAGAAGGCAUUGCAGGAGGCCCACCAGCAGGCCCUGGGCGACCUGCAGGCGGAGGAGGACCGCGUGAGCGCGCUGACCAAGGCCAAGAUCCGGCUGGAGCAGCAGGUGGAGGACCUGGAAUGCUCCCUAGAGCAGGAGAAGAAGCUGCGCAUGGACACGGAGCGGGCCAAGCGCAAGCUGGAGGGUGACCUGAAGCUGACGCAGGAGUCAGUGGCCGAUGCUGCCCAAGACAAGCAGCAGCUGGAGGAGCAGCUCAAGAAGAAGGACUCUGAGCUGAGCCAGCUGAGCCUGCGGGUGGAAGACGAGCAGCUCCUGGGGGCCCAGCUGCAGAAGAAGAUCAAGGAGCUGCAGGCUCGAGCGGAGGAGCUGGAAGAGGAGCUGGAGGCCGAGCGGGCAGCCCGGGCCCGUGUGGAGAAGCAGCGCGCGGAGGCGGCGCGGGAGCUGGAGGAGCUGAGCGAGCGGCUGGAGGAGGCGGGUGGCGCAUCUGCGGGGCAGCGUGAGGGCUGCCGCAAGCGCGAGGCAGAGCUGGGGCGGCUGCGGCGGGAGCUGGAGGAGGCAGCGCUGCGGCACGAGGCCACGGUGGCGGCGCUGCGGCGCAAGCAAGUGGAGGGCGCCGCGGAGCUGGGUGAGCAGGUGGACAGCCUGCAGCGGGUGCGGCAGAAGCUGGAGAAGGAGAAGAGUGAGCUGCGCAUGGAGGUGGACGACCUGGCUGCCAAUGUAGAGACUCUGACCCGUGCCAAGGCCAGUGCAGAGAAGCUGUGCCGGACCCACGAGGAUCAGCUAAGUGAGGCCAAGAUCAAGGUGGAGGAGCUGCAGCGGCAGCUGGCGGAUGCAAGCACGCAGCGUGGGCGGCUACAGACGGAGAGUGGGGAGCUGAGUCGCCUGCUGGAGGAGAAGGAAUGUCUCAUCAGCCAACUGAGCCGUGGGAAGGCCUUGGCCGCUCAAAGCCUGGAGGAGUUGCGGCGACAGCUAGAGGAGGAGAGCAAGGCCAAGAAUGCCCUGGCCCACGCAGUGCAGGCUUUGCGGCACGACUGUGACCUCCUGCGGGAGCAGCAUGAGGAGGAGGCUGAGGCCCAGGCUGAGCUGCAGCGGCUGCUGUCCAAGGCCAAUGCCGAGGUGGCCCAGUGGAGGAGCAAGUAUGAAGCAGAUGCCAUCCAGAGGACCGAGGAGCUGGAGGAGGCCAAAAAGAAGCUGGCACUACGGCUGCAGGAGGCAGAGGAGGGCGUGGAGGCUGCCAACGCCAAGUGCUCGUCGCUGGAGAAGGCCAAGCUGCGGCUGCAGACAGAGUCAGAGGAUGUGACCCUGGAGCUGGAGCGGGCGACCUCAGCGGCCGCUGCCCUGGACAAGAAGCAGCGGCACCUAGAACGGGCACUGGAGGAACGGCGGCGGCAGGAGGAGGAGAUGCAGCGGGAGCUGGAGGCAGCACAGAGGGAGGCCCGUGGCCUGGGCACUGAGCUUUUCCGGCUGCGGCACAGCCAUGAGGAGGCACUUGAGGCCCUGGAGACACUCAAGCGGGAGAACAAGAACCUGCAGGAGGAGAUCAGCGACCUCACGGACCAGGUGAGUCUCAGUGGGAAGACCAUCCAGGAACUGGAGAAAGCCAAGAAGGCACUGGAAGGUGAAAAGAGCGAGAUCCAGGCUGCACUGGAGGAGGCAGAGGGGGCCCUGGAGCUGGAGGAGACCAAGACGCUGCGGAUCCAGCUGGAGCUCUCCCAGGUCAAAGCGGAAGUGGACCGGAAGCUGGCAGAGAAAGACGAGGAGUGCACUAACCUGAGGCGCAAUCACCAGCGGGCUGUGGAGUCCCUGCAGGCUUCCCUGGAUGCAGAGACACGGGCCCGCAAUGAGGCGCUGCGGCUCAAGAAGAAGAUGGAGGGUGACCUCAACGACCUGGAGCUGCAGCUGGGACAUGCCACCCGCCAGGCCACGGAGGCCCAGGCUGCCACGCGGCUGAUGCAGGCGCAGCUCAAGGAGGAGCAGGCAGGGCGGGAUGAGGAGCAGAGGCUGGCGGCUGAGCUUCGUGAGCAGGCACAGGCUCUGGAGCGCCGGGCCGCGCUGCUGGCGGCAGAGCUGGAGGAGCUGCGGGCUGCCCUGGAACAGGGCGAGCGCAGCCGGCGGCUGGCAGAGCAGGAGCUGCUGGAGGCCACCGAGCGCCUCAACCUCCUGCAUUCGCAGAACACAGGCCUCCUGAACCAGAAGAAAAAGCUGGAGGCGGACUUGGCCCAGCUGAGCGGGGAGGUGGAGGAGGCUGCACAGGAGAGGCGGGAGGCUGAGGAGAAGGCCAAAAAGGCCAUCACUGACGCGGCCAUGAUGGCCGAGGAGCUGAAGAAGGAGCAGGACACUAGUGCACACCUGGAGCGGAUGAAGAAGACACUGGAGCAGACAGUGCGCGAGCUCCAGGCCCGCCUUGAGGAGACAGAACAGGCCGCCCUCCGUGGUGGGAAGAAACAGGUGCAGAAGCUGGAGGCCAAGGUGCGGGAGCUGGAGGCUGAGCUCGACGCAGAGCAGAAAAAGCACGCUGAGGCCCUUAAGGGCGUGCGCAAGCAUGAGCGCCGUGUGAAGGAGCUUGCAUACCAGGCCGAGGAGGACAGGAAGAACCUGGCUCGCAUGCAGGACCUGGUGGACAAGCUGCAGAGCAAGGUCAAGAGCUACAAGCGCCAGUUCGAGGAGGCGGUGAGCGCGUUGGGGUCUGGACACCUGGAACCAGAACCCCUCAGCAUGCCCGGGCUGAUGCCACCCCAGUUCUGCCCCAGGGUCUGUGGCCAGGUGAGCAGUUGCUCCACCUCCCAGCUCAGAGACCCAGAGGGAAGAGAGAAGCUUCUGACAGCUCUGGGGAGACGUGCCUUCCCCCUGGCCAAAGCUGGCCUCUGAGGGGCGGGGCAAGCACAUCAUGAUGUUAGUGUGUUCCAACUUCCUUAUUCCUGCUGUGGUAUUGGUGAGGACAGACAGUGGCAGUAGGAACAGAGUUGAGGACCAGGAGGAGCCACCUCCCUUCUGGGGAUGGGGCGGGGACCAGAAUAAGCAUCUCAGUCACCGAAGAGGAGCCAAGGCCCUGUGUGUGC